This is a messenger RNA of Onychostoma macrolepis, 1613 nucleotides long. RefSeq names its product gastrula zinc finger protein XlCGF8.2DB-like. The transcript has 3 exons. Gene Ontology annotation, molecular function: RNA polymerase II cis-regulatory region sequence-specific DNA binding; DNA-binding transcription factor activity. The record is from RefSeq and is a predicted model, not a curated record. Bases 861 to 1613 code for a protein of 250 amino acids. Lineage: Eukaryota; Metazoa; Chordata; Actinopteri; Cypriniformes; Cyprinidae. Gene Ontology annotation, biological process: regulation of transcription by RNA polymerase II.
UUUCCUUAACCUUUUUUUAGUUUAAUCAGUUCCUCAAUUCAAGCCGAUAUGAUGGCGUAUUCCACACAAACUGAGGCCGUGUUUGUCACGUGAUUUCUACAUUAAUAACACACAGCCAUUUAUUCUCGACACAAGCUCAGACACCUCGGUUCAAAUAUCACAUCACUAGUUAUUAGAAAAACAAGGUAUAUUUAGAUUCAUAUGGACAAAUGAUAAUGUCUGAUAAAGAUAGUUUUCACUGUCUUUAUAUUAGUGGUAUUUUUUCUGUAUCGUUUAAGAUAUAAUUGUAGGCUUUCAGCAUAAUCUGACUCAAACUAUCAGUUUCUAUCAGCAAACUCUCAGAAUAAAGUGAGCUGAUCUGCUGCUGAUCCUGAAUGGCUUGUUUAAUGAGUGUUUAUAGUCUGAGGCUCAUCAAUAUUAUCAGCUGCUGAAAAUCCUCUUUAUUUCAUGUCAAUAGAUCCUGUUUUCACCUCAUUCAUUAUGCUGAUGACUUCUGAUGAUCUGUAAAUUGCCACAUUAAGCUCAUUUUAUUGGUGUCAGCAGACUUAAUCACGAUCACAAUCAGCAAUUGUGACAUUAUAGAUCUGCUCCUCCUUCAGUGAAGCUCCUCCCACAACAAUCACACCUUCAGUGAAGCUCCUCCCACAACAAUCACACCUUCAGUGAAGCUCCUCCCACAACAAUCACACCUUCAGUGAAGCUCCUCCCACAACAAUCACAGCUUCAGUGAAGCUCCUCCCACUGCAGUUCAGCAAUAAAUGCUGGAAUAUUCCCAUCAGUCUACAAGUGAAGACGAGCAUCAGAGCAUCAGGAAGAAGUGAAAUCUGCAGAGACAGAGUUUAUUGAAGGACAGAGAGAACAUGAGAGAUCCAGAACCCUGCAGAAUGAAACACACUGAAGAACAAACAGACCUGAUGGAGGAGAACGAGGAGAGUGAACAGCAGAAAUAUCAUCGUGGCAAACCUAGAGAUAAAACUCACUCUCAGACUGAAAGAGUUUCUUUACUGAAAAGAAGAGACGAGAAAAGUUUCACCUGCACUCAGUGUGGAAAGAGUUUCACAUACAAACAGAGUCUCAAGAGACACAUGAGGAUCCACACUGGAGAGAAACCAUUCACAUGUGAUCAGUGCGGGAAGAGAUUCACACGAUCAGAAAACCUUAAGGAGCACAUGAUCAUCCACACUGGAGAGAAACUGCAUGAAUGUGAUCAAUGUGGAAAAACAUUUUCAUGGGCUUCAAACCUGAAGGAUCACCUGAGAGUUCAUACGAAGGAGAAACCACAUUCAUGUUCUUUCUGUGGAAAGAGUUUUUCACAUCCGCAGAGUUUAAAACUACAUCAGAAGAUACACACUGGUGUGAGAGAUUAUAUGUGCUUUACAUGUGAGAAGACUUUUAUUACAGCUGAACAUUUGAAACAGCACCAGAGGAUCCACACUGGAGAGAAACCUUACAAGUGUUCACACUGCGACAAGACAUUCAGUCGGUCAGAAACCCUGAAAUCACAUGAGAGGAUUCACACUGGAGAGAAACCGUAUCACUGCACUGCAUGCGGGAAGAGUUUCACUCAAUCAUCUUCUCUACGCAGUCAUAAAAUAAACAAUCACAAUAAGUAG